AAAGCUCUUAAGUAAAGUUACAUACCCUUGUAUAUAUAUAAAUGGUCGGAUUGCAAAAUGUCGCGUAUGAAAAAUAUGAAAAUUGAAUUUUAUUUUAUGUGUAGAGACAUUUUUAUCCAUCUCAUCAAAAAAGAAUUUAAAAUAUUUUUUUUUCAGUAUGAAAGAUUUAGAAGUUUGUAGCAUAUACUUAGUUUAAAACAUAGAAUAUAUUUAUACAGGGAUAAUGGCUAGAGCAAGUACAACUAAACAAGUGAAGUCUAAGGCUCCAGCUAAGACUGAAAAGAAUGAAAAAACUAUAGAAGAAAUAGAAGAAGAUUUACAAUUACCUGAAUCAUCUGAAGAAGAAGAAGAAGAUCAAGAAGAAUUAUCAGAAGAAAGUGAAGAUGAUGAUGAAGAAGUAGAAGGAUUAUCUGAUGAAGAUGAUGACGAAGAAGAAGAAGAUGAAGAAAAAGAUGAAGAAGAAGACGAAAAGAUCAUUGAAAAACUCGCAACCACCACUGGUCAUAAAGUUAAUAGAGUCAUUACUAAAGAUCAAACUUCAGGAUCAGCAACUGCUAAUAAGAAAUCUAAACGUGGAAUCAUAUAUAUCGGUAGAUUACCAGAAGGAUUCCAAGAAGAAGAAUUAACUAAAUAUUUCGAACAAUUUGGAAAAAUCAUAAAUUUAAAAUUAUCCAGAAAUAAGAAAACGGGUAAAUCCAAACAUUAUGGAUUUAUUGAAUUUGAAAAUGUCGAUGUUGCUAAGAUUGCUGCUGAAACUAUGAAUAAUUAUUUAUUAUUUGGUCAUUUAUUAAAAUGUGAAGUUAUAAUUGAUAAUGAAAAAGAAUUAUUUAAUGGAUCAGAAAAGAAAUUUAAAGUUAUACCAUGGCAAAAAAUUUCUAAACAUAAAAAUGAUAAACCAAAAUCUAACAAACAAUGGACUAAAUUAGUUGAAAAAUUCGAACAUCAAAAAGUUCAAAAGCAAAAGGAAUUAAAUGAUAAAGGUAUUGAUUUUGAUUUAAAUAGUAUAUAAUUUACUUACCCAUAAGAACAAGAAAUUAACUUAGCAUAUAUGUAUAAUAGAAGUAUUUACCUAUCAUGGAUCAAUCAAAAUUGUAAGUAACGCAACAUAAGUAUCAGACAAUCUAAUAAUAGUUUUGAUAUAUAAUCAAGCGUCAAACUUGUCUUCCUAAUUGGGCAUUCUAGAUUUGCGGUUAUACUCUUUCUUAACUGUGUCUGUAUCUUUAUAUGCCGGAAUUUGGUAUAUGAGUGUAACG
Messenger RNA from Scheffersomyces coipomensis, 1253 nucleotides. It is a transcript of the gene NOP15, whose product is annotated as rRNA-binding ribosome biosynthesis protein. Gene Ontology annotation, biological process: maturation of LSU-rRNA from tricistronic rRNA transcript (SSU-rRNA, 5.8S rRNA, LSU-rRNA). Bases 224 to 1009 code for a protein of 261 amino acids. NCBI's taxonomy places the organism in Eukaryota, Fungi, Ascomycota, Pichiomycetes, Serinales, Debaryomycetaceae. The record is from RefSeq and is a predicted model, not a curated record. The transcript has a single exon. Gene Ontology annotation, molecular function: RNA binding. Gene Ontology annotation, cellular component: nucleolus.